CGAACACGCACGUCGCUCAGCCAGCAUGGGUCGCGUUCGCACCAAGACCGUCAAGAAGGCGUCGCGGGUGAUCAUCGAGAAGUACUACUCUCGCCUCACCCUCGACUUCGCGACGAACAAGCGGAUCUGCGAGGACGUCGCCAUCAUCCCGUCCAAGCGUCUUCGGAACAAGAUCGCGGGGUUCUCGACGCACCUCAUGAAGCGCAUCCAACGCGGGCCCGUGCGCGGGAUCUCGCUCAAGCUCCAGGAGGAGGAACGCGAAAGGCGCAUGGACUUUGUUCCGGACGAGUCCGCGCUCGCGGUGGAGACGAUCGAAGUCGACCGCGACACGAUGGACAUGCUCAAGUCUCUGAACAUGGGUAACCUCCCGGGCGUGACGCUCCAGACCAGGGGCGGGAACCGCGGCGGGUUCCAGCGCAAGGAGGGUGGGGGUGGCGGCCGCAACUAG
Molecule: messenger RNA, 448 nt
Organism: Micromonas pusilla CCMP1545
Lineage: Eukaryota; Viridiplantae; Chlorophyta; Mamiellophyceae; Mamiellales; Mamiellaceae
Exons: 2
Coding region: 26-448 (140 amino acids)
Biological process (GO): translation
Cellular component (GO): ribosome
Molecular function (GO): structural constituent of ribosome
Source: RefSeq, a predicted model, not a curated record